Molecule: messenger RNA, 1629 nt
Organism: Vitis riparia (riverbank grape)
Lineage: Eukaryota; Viridiplantae; Streptophyta; Magnoliopsida; Vitales; Vitaceae
Product: EG45-like domain containing protein 2
Exons: 3
Coding region: 935-1327 (130 amino acids)
Source: RefSeq, a predicted model, not a curated record
AUUUGUGUAACCAACUUGUACGCUAUUGGUUCAUUUCAUAACAGGAUCACAGGCCUUUUUCCCGCUUGGUAUUUUGAAAUUGUAAGCUUGAGAAGCAUAGUCUGUUUUGGGAAUAGAGUUCAAACUUGUAGAAAGGAGGACCGUGGACACCAACCAACCUGCAUUUCCAUCUCCUCCUUCCUCUCCUUUGGAAAUACUGCAUACAGCUUGACACCCGCCAAUCCAGGCGUGAUUAUAUCACUUUUAACCUACUAUGGAGGGUGCGUACAUGCAUGGUCCACACGUUCUUUGGUCCAAAUUCUGUCAUGUGAAACUUUGAUCAUUUUCACAAAAGUGUACCCCAUGAUUUUUAGCCGCCAUAGACCAAGAGCCCUACCUUAAAUUUGCUUCCACACUUUCUCGUAGUCGGCCUCGUGUGUGGAAUCACGGACUUCUUGGCUCUUAUCUUCCUUAAUUACUCAUUGUAUCCACUUUUAUGGUUUAAUUUAUCUCACUUGCAGCUCACUUUUAUGACUUAUGAUACUUGUUUGCUAGCCAAGAGUUCUCCUCAAAAUAAUUCAAAUUACAAACUCAUACAUGCAGUUAAAUGACCCGUGAAACCACGUCCUUUUUGAGUGGUUGCUUUUAGUCACGGCACCUCGAAUGCCAGGGUAACAUGCAAACCAUAUAUUAUGGUUGACAUGACACUAAUUAGUCACAACCCCUUGUGAUGAUUUCACAGAGAUGAGGUAACUAUUAAUAUUGCAGUAUAGCUGUUAGCUUUCGGCUGUUAAGAUCAACCAUCUAGUUUCCUCCAUAAUGAAAACAGCAUUGAGUGACCAUGGAAAAAAGCUAUGCGACUAGUGGUUUUUCAAGAGUAUAAAUGUGGCAUCUCAGUAGCAAUAUUCCAGCAUAACAUAUUGGUAGUACUGUUGUCUGUGAGUGCUGCAGGGCAAUGGGGCUGUGGGUGGUGGCCAUCUUGGUAGCUUUGUUAUGCAAAGAAGCAAGCCUGGUACAUGGGGACAUUGGCACUGCAAACUCCUACGACCCUCCUUAUACUCCUACUAGGUGUAAUGGGAACAGGCAAGAUCAGUUUCCACCUGGCAAUCUAUUUGUUUCAGUGAGUGAAGGGUUGUGGGACAAUGGUGCGGCCUGUGGGAGACGUUAUAGGUUGAGGUGCCUGAGUGGAGCUAAAAAGCCAUGCAAGGAUGGAACAGUUGAUGUCAAAGUGGUUGAUUUCUGCUCAGUCAGGCCCUGCCCCUCUACGCUUCUCUUGUCCAACGAUGCUUUUGCAGCCAUUUCACACUCUCCUAGCAUGAAAAUAAAUGUGGAGUACAUACAGAUUUGACAAAGAACUGCAAAAGGCCGAGUCACAUCGCCAGCACAAUCUGCUUGUAACUUGGGAACUUUGUGGGAUAAACCAACAAAAGUGUGGAGAACAAUGCAGAAUUGUGAUUAAAAAAACCAAGUAGUAGUUGUUGUAGUAGUUUCUGUUAUUGCACGAGGAUGCUUUCAUUUGUAACUUUUUGCAAUGGAUAUUUCCAAAGACGCUGGUUAUAAGUGAGCUCUUAAUGAAGUGAGAAACGAUGUCCAAAGUCACAUAUAAGUAGUUCUCUUUUAAGAUCAUAUAACGCAGUGGUGUUGCAUGAA